CAGAAACGAAACAGGGUAUACCUGCUAGAAGCAAUCAAACCAACAGCGGAUUAACAAACAAAGCGACUUUCUUUAACAGUUCAUAAUUUGGCUAUUUAUUUGCUCAACAAUAGGCAUCACGUAUCAACAUUAUUAUUUUAAGGAUGGAGAGAACAGGGUUGAUCUUACUUAUUUUCAUCGCAACUGCUAGUGUACCACCUACAACCUCCACAAUCACUGCAUCUACAUCAUCAUCUUCAAUAGCCACAUCUACAUCACCAUCUUCAAUAACCACAACCACUGCAUCUACACCAUCAUCUUCAAUAGCCACAUCUACAUCACCAUCUUCAAUAACCACAACCACCGCAUCUACAUCACCAUCUUCAGUAGCCACAACCCCUGCAUCUACAACACCAUCUUCAAUGGCCACAACCACUACAUCUACAGCAGUUGAAAGUUCAACAGUCAGUACAGCUGCAGCAUCUACAUCACCAUCUUCAGUAGCCACAACCACAACAUCUACAUCAACAUCUUCAGUAGCCACAACCACUGCAUCUACAUCAGCAUCUUCAAUAGCCACAACCACUGCAUCUACAUCACCAUCUUCAGUAGCCACAACCACAACAUCUACAUCACCAUCUUCAGUAGCCACAACCACUGCAUCUACAUCAGCAUCUUCAAUAGCCACAACCACAACAUCUACAUCACCAUCUUCAGAAGCCACAACCACUGCAUCUACAUCAGCAUCUUCAAUAACCACAACCACUGCAUCUACAUCAGCAUCUUCAGUAGCCCCAACCACUGCAUCUACAACACCAUCUUCAGGAGCCACAACCCCUGCAUCUACAACACCAUCUUCAGGAGCCACAACCACUGCAUCUACAACACCAUCUUCAGUAGCCACAACCCCCGCAUCUACAACACCAUCUUCAGGAGCCACAACCCCCGCAUCUACAACACCAUCUUCAGGAGCCACAACCCCUGCAUCUACAACACCAUCUUCAAUAACCACAAACACCGCAUCUACAUCACAAUCUUCAGGAGCCACAACCCCUGCAUCUACAACACCAUCUUCAGGAGCCACAACCACUGCAUCUACAACACCAUCUUCAGUAGCCACAACCCCCGCAUCUACAACACCAUCUUCAGGAGCCACAACCCCCGCAUCUACAACACCAUCUUCAGGAGCCACAACCCCCGCAUCUACAACACAAUCUUCAGGAGCCACAACCCCCGCAUCUACAACACCAUCUUCAGGAGCCACAACCUCUGCAUCUACAACACCAUCUUCAGUAGCCACAACCCCCGCAUCUACAACACCAUCUUCAGGAGCCACAACCACUGCAUCUACAUCACCACCUUCAGUAGCCACAACCCCCGCAUCUACAACACAAUCUUCCGGGGCCACAACCCCUGCAUCUACAACACCAUCUUCAGGAGCCACAACCACUGCAUCUACAUCACCUUCUUCAGUAGCCACAACCACAACAUCUACAUCACCAUCUUCAGAAGCCACAACCACUGCAUCUACAUCAGCAUCUUCAAUAACCACAACCACUGCAUCUACAUCACCAUCUUCAAUAACCACAAACACCGCAUCUACAUCACAAUCUUCAGUAGCCACAACCCCCGCAUCUACAACACCAUCUUCAGGACCCACAACCCCCGCAUCUACAACACCAUCUUCAGGAGCCACAACCACUGCAUCUACAUCACCACCUUCAGUAGCCACAACCCCCGCAUCUACAACACCAUCUUCAGGAGCCACAACCACUGCAUCUACAUCACCACCUUCAGUAGCCACAACCCCCGCAUCUACAACACCAUCUUCAGUAGCCACAACCACUGCAUCUACAACACCAUCUUCAGUAGCCACAACCCCCGCAUCUACAACACCAUCUUCAGUAGCCACAACCCCGGCAUCUACAACACCAUCUUCAGUAGCCACAACCACUGCAUCUACAUCACCAUCUUCAGUAGCCACAACCCCCGCAUCUACAACACCAUCUUCAGGAGCCACAACCCCCGCAUCUACAACACCAUCUUCAGGAGCCACAACCACUGCAUCUACAUCACCACCUUCAGUAGCCACAACCCCCGCAUCUACAACACAAUCUUCAGGAGCCACAACCCCUGCAUCUACAACACCAUCUUCAGGAGCCACAACCACUGCAUCUACAUCACCAUCUUCAAUAACCACAAACACCGCAUCUACAUCACAAUCUUCAGUAGCCACAACCCCUGCAUCUACAACACCAUCUUCAGUAGCCACAACCCCCGCAUCUACAACACCAUCUUCAGUAGCCACAACCACUGCAUCUACAACACCAUCUUCAGUAGCCACAACCACCGGGUCUACAACACCAUCUUCAGGAGCCACAACCCCCGCUUCUACAACACCAUCUUCAGGAGCCACAACCCCCACAUCUACAACACCAUCUUCAGUAGCCACAACCCCCACAUCUACAACACCAUCUUCAGUAGCCACAACCCCCGCAUCUACAACACCAUCUUCAGUAGCCACAACCCCCGCAUCUACAACACCAUCUUCAGUAGCCACAACCCCCGCAUCUACAACACCAUCUUCAGUAGCCACAACCCCCGCAUCUACAACACCAUCUUCAGUAGCCACAACCCCCGCAUCUACAACACCAUCUUCAGUAUCCACAACCCCCGCAUCUACAACACCAGCUUCAGUAGCCACAACCCCCGCAUCUACAACACCAUCUUCAGUAGCCACAACCCCCGCAUCUACAACACCAUCUUCAGUAGCCACAACCCCCGCAUCUACAACACCAUCUUCAGUAGCCACAACCACAGCAGUAGCUCAGGUGUUGACGGCUCUGGUGUUUAGCUCAAAUGAAAUGUUUACACCUGACCUCUCCGAUUCAAACUCUAAUGGCUUCAAGACAAGAGCUAAGCUUGUGAAGGACCAGCUUGAACCAGUCUACAAAAGAAAGUAUCCUUCAUCUUUCAUAGGAUUGAAUGUCUUGAGCUUCAAGGCUGGGUCAAUUGUCACUUCAACAGAACUAGCUUUCAACGACGCAUCCCAACUCCCAACCACUCAAGAGAUCAAAAAUGAUCUUCUGAGUGCAAUAGACACAGGAGAAGUCAGUCUGCUGAAAAUAAUUCCCAACUCAGUCACAGUCAACAAUACAGUAGCCGCAACCACUGCAUCAACAUCACCAUCUUCAGAAGCUACAACCACUGCAUCUAUAUCACCAUCUUCGGAAGCCACAACCACUGCAUCUACAUCACCAUCUUCAGUAGCCACAACCACUGCAUCUACAUCACCAUCUUCCAUGGCCAUAACCACUGCAUCUACAUCACCAUCUUCAGUUGCCACAACCACUGCAUCUACAUCACCAUCUUCAGAAUCCACAAACACUGCAUCUACAUCACCAUCUUCAGUUGCCACAACCACUGCAUCUACAUCACCAUCUUCAGAAGCCACAAACACUGCAUCUACAUCAUUAUCUUCAGUUGCCACAACUACUGCAUCUACAUCAGCAUUUUCAGUUGCCACAACCACUGCAUCUACAUCACCAUUUUCAGUAGCCACAACCACUGCAUCUACAUCACCAUCUUCAGUAGCCACCACCAGUGCAUCUGCAUCACCAUCUUCAGUAGCCACCACCAGUGCAUCUGCAUCACCAUCUUCAGUAGCCACAUCCACUGCAUCUACAUCAGCAUUUUCAGUAGCCACAACCACUGCAUCUACAUCACCAUCUUCAAUAGCCACAACUACUGGAAGUGAUACCACAACAGCACCACAAUCAACAGGGUCUACCUUUACUUCAACUGCACCCUCUUCAACCCCCAUUGAAAGUUCAACUGUCAGUACAGCUGCAGCAUCAACAUCAUCAUCUUCAAAGGCCACAACUACUGGAAGUGAUACCACAACAGCACCACAAUCAACAGGGUCUACCUUUACUUCAACUGCACCCUCUUCAACCCCAUUUGAAAGUUCAACUGUUAAUACAGCUGCUGCAUCUAUCCCAUCAUCUUCAAUAGCCACAACCACUGCUGCUGUAACAUCCACCACUAAUGGAGUUGAUACCACAACAGCCCCACAUUCAACAGGGUCUACAUUGACUUCAACUGCCCCCUCUUCAACUCCAUUUGAAAGUUCAACUGUCAGUACAGCUGCAGCAUCUACAUCAUCAUCAUCAUCUUCAAUGGGCACAACUACUGGAAGUGAUACCACAACAGCACCACAAUCAACAGGGUCUACAUUGAGUUCAACUGCCCCCUCUUCAACCCCUUUUAAAAGUUCAACUGUCAGUACGACUGCAGCAUCUACAUUAUCAUCAUCAUCUUCAAUGGGCACAACUACUGGAAGUGAUACCACAACAGCACCACAAUCAACAGGGUCUACAUUGAGUUCAACUGCCCCCAUUUCAACCCCCUUUGAAAGUUCAACUGUCAGUACGACUGCAGCAUCUACAUCAUCUUCAAUGGGCACAACUACUGGAAGUGAUACCACCACAGCACCACAAUCAACAGGGUCUACAUUGAGUUCAACUGCCCCCUCUUCAACCCCUUUUGAAAGUUCAACUGUCAGUACGACUGCAGCCUCUACAUUAUCAUCAUCAUCUUCAAUGGACACAACUACUGGAAGUGAUACCACAACAGCACCACAAUCAACAGGGUCUACAUUGAGUUCAACUGCCCCCUCUUCAACCCCUUUUAAAAGUUCAACUGUCAGUACGACUGCAGCAUCUACAUUAUCAUCAUCAUCUUCAAUGGGCACAACUACUGGAAGUGAUACCACAACAGCACCACAAUCAACAGGGUCUACAUUGAGUUCAACUGCCCCCAUUUCAACCCCCUUUGAAAGUUCAACUGUCAGUACGACUGCAGCAUCUACAUCAUCUUCAAUGGGCACAACUACUGGAAGUGAUACCACCACAGCACCACAAUCAACAGGGUCUACAUUGAGUUCAACUGCCCCCUCUUCAACCCCUUUUGAAAGUUCAACUGUCAGUACGACUGCAGCCUCUACAUUAUCAUCAUCAUCUUCAAUGGACACAACUACUGGAAGUGAUACCACAACAGCACCACAAUCAACAGGGUCUACAUUGAGUUCAACUGCCCCCUCUUCAACCCUCUUUGAAAGUUCAACUGUCAGUACGACUGCAGCAUCUACAUCAUCUUCAAUGGGCACAACUACUGGAAGUGAUACCACAACAUCACCACAAUCAACAGGGUCUACAUUGAGUUCAACUGCCCCCUCUUCAACCCCUUUUGAAAGUUCAACUGUCAGUACGACUGCAGCCUCUACAUCAUUAUCAUCAUCAUCAUCUUCAAUGGGCACAACUACUGGAAGUGAUACCACAACAGCACCACAAUCAACAGGGUCUACCUUGACAUCAACUGCCCCCUCUUCAACCCCCUUUGAAAGUUCAACUGUCAGUACAACUGCAGCAUCUACAUCAUCAUCUUCAAUUUCCACAACUACUGGAAGUGAUACCACAACAGCACCACAAUCUACAGGGUCUACCUUUACUUCAACUGCCCCUUCUUCAACCCCAAUUAAAAGUUCAACUGUCAAUACAGCUUCAGCUUCUACAUCAUCAUCUUCAAUGGCCACAACUAUUGGAAGCAAUACCACAACAGCACCACAGUCAACAGGGUCUACCUUUACUUCAACUGCACCCUCUUCAACCCCCUUUGAAAGUUCAACAGUUAGUACAGCUGCAGCAUCUACGUCCUCAUCUUCAACAGCCACAACCACUGCUGCUGGAACAUCCACCACUAAUGGAGGUGAUGCCACAACAGCACCACAAUUGACAGGGUCUACCUUGACUUCAACUGCUCCCUCUUCAACCCCCUUUAAAAGUUCAACUUUCAGUACAUCUGCAGCAUCUACAUCCUCAUCUUCAAUAGCCACAACCACUGCUGCUGGAACAUCCACCACUAAUGGAGGUGAAACCACAACAGCACGACAAUCAACAGGGUCUACCUUGACGUCAACUGCUACCUCUUCAACCCCCUUUAAAAGUUCAACUUUUAGUGCAUCUGCAGCUUCUACAUCAUCAUCUUCAACAGCCACAACCACUGCUGCUGGAACAUCCACCACUAAUGGAGGUGAUACCACAACAGCACCACAAUCAACAGGGUCUACAUUGGCAUCAACUGCCCCCUCUUCAACCCCCUUUAAAGGUUCAACUUUCAGUACAUCUGCAGCAUCUACAUCCUCAUCUUCAACAGCCACAACCACUGCUGCUGGAACAUCCACCACUAAUGGAGGUGAUACCACAACAGCACCACAAUCAACAGGGUCUACCUUGACGUCAACUGCUACCUCUUCAACCCCCUUUAAAAGUUCAACUUUCAGUACAUCUGCAGCUUCUACAUCCUCAUCUUUAACAGCCACAACUAUUGCUUCUGGAACAUCCACCACUAAUAGAGGUGAUACCACAACAGCACCACAAUCAACAGGGUCUGCCACUGCAUUAACCACUCCCUCUUCAUCUACCUUGAAAAUCCUCACUUCUAAAACAGCUGGACCAUUCACCACAUCAAUAACUACACCAGGACCCUCAACAGCCAGUUCAAGCCACAGCACCACUUCCGCAAUUACUCUGACAGUGCCACAAACAACAGGAACAACUCAAAAAUCAUCUUUACCUGUUAGUGCAGGCACAACAGCCACAACAACAACAUCCUCCACAACUAAAGCAACUAAAACUACUACUGCAGCACCAGUCAAAACAACAGCAAAACCCCUCACAACUAAAGCAACUAAAACUACUACUGCAGCACCAGUCAAAACAACAGCAAAAUUCCUCACAACUAAAAGAACUACAACUGCAGCAGUAGCUCAAGUGUUGACGGCUCUGGUGUUUAGCUCAAAUGAAACGUUUACACCUGACCUCUCCGAUUCAAACUCUGAUGGCUUCAAGACAAGAGCUAAGCUUGUGAAGGACCAGCUUGAACCAGUCUACAAAAGAAAGUAUCCUUCAUCCUUCAUAGGAUUGAAGGUCUUGAGCUUCAAGGCUGGGUCAAUUGUCACUUCAACAGAACUAGCUUUCAACUACACAGCCCAACUCCCAACCACUCAAGAUAUCAAAAAUGAUCUUCUGAACGCAACGGCAACAGGAGAAGUCAGUCUGCUGAAAAUUAUUCCCAGCUCAGUCACAGUCAACACUACAGUUACAACUACAACUGUAGCGACAAUUGUUUCCACAACCCCUUCAAGUGGACCCAGGAUUGAAUCCGGUCUUCUCCAAGCAAUGUUCCUCAUUAUAAUGUCAACAAUAUUAAGACUUUACCUGGAGAUUCCUUAAUCAACCAAAUGAUUAAGUUCAGCAAAAUAGUUCAGCAAAAAGUGCUUGAACAAAUUAAACAAAUAGCAAGUUUUAUUGCCUUUUAUAUAGUAUUUACUGUUGUCACACACUCUCAGAAUAUGAUUAAUGGCAAUAUAGAUACGCCUAAUAUUCCAUUUAUCCUUAACAAUAAAAUUCUUGAGGUGAAAAACAGUAUGUUAAUUUAACAGCAGGCUGUUACAAGAAUGAAAAGGAAAUGUUUGAUUUGAUUGUAUGCUUUUCUUUGGAAGGAAGAAGUAGAUCUUUUUCCUCUGUAAUAUGCAUUUUCUGAUGAAAGCAGUUGUUUGUUUUACUGUUGAAAGAUAAAAUACCUUUUCAUUCAUUAAUUUAUGUCUAGUACAUGCUAACGUUGCACAACUUUAUAUUUAAUUAAAUUAUAAUGAACAUAUCACGUUUUUAUGGUUUGCUUUUAUGUGCUAAAUAUUUUCUAGUAAUGAUCAUAUUGAAAUAUGUACUAAACUGCCAUCAGCCUAGCAUCUAUAUGAUUAUGCAGUAAAAUUCAGUCAGAUACAGUAUCAUUUACAGUACAAUGUGUAAACUUUUCAAUUUACUUCUAUUAUUUUAUUUAAAAAGUUAAAUUGUGCAAUAUGAAUAACAUAAAAAUAAAUAAAGCAGUUUACAUAA
Paramisgurnus dabryanus is the source of this 7934-nucleotide messenger RNA. NCBI's taxonomy places the organism in Eukaryota, Metazoa, Chordata, Actinopteri, Cypriniformes, Cobitidae. The record is from RefSeq and is a predicted model, not a curated record.